Molecule: messenger RNA, 2463 nt
Organism: Magnolia sinica
Lineage: Eukaryota; Viridiplantae; Streptophyta; Magnoliopsida; Magnoliales; Magnoliaceae
Product: phytyl ester synthase 1, chloroplastic
Exons: 13
Coding region: 187-2280 (697 amino acids)
Cellular component (GO): membrane
Source: RefSeq, a predicted model, not a curated record
UUUUCGCAAUCUUUCAAUAUCACCAUCAUUGCCUCAUUAUUCAGAAAAGAGGGAGAAAAUCAAAAUAAAAAACCUAUCAUUUUGUCCACUUUCUUUAAUCUCCUUUUACUAAUUAAACCAUGAUUAAUCUCCCCUUAUAAAAAUCCCAUUUCAGAGCCUUUUUCCUCACGCCAUUCAAGCUAAGACAUGGUAUUCACCGUGUCUUUUGCAUCUGGAAUCCCGCCUUCUAUUUCAAAAUCCGAUUUCAAGUUUCGGAGUCGGUACCGGGUCCGGGUCCGGAGUGAAUUACCCGGGAGCUCGGAAGUAGUGUCAUUGGAUCGGGCGGAGACGGUUUUUAUCGAUAGGAAAGGAGCUGUAGUGAAAGAUUCUGAUGCCGGUAGGGCGGUUUCGGAAGUCAGUGCUCCGGAAGGUUUGAAAUUGUUGUAUGAAGAUGGAUACAGGACUAGCGUGAUUGAUUAUCUUGAUGUAUCGAGGGAGAUCAUUAAGCCAGAUGGUGGGCCGCCUCGCUGGUUCUGCCCUGUCGAGUGCGGGUUGCCGAUUAAGGGUUCGCCUCUGCUGUUGUUCUUGCCGGGGAUUGAUGGUGUUGGGUUGGGACUCAUUUUGCAUCACAAGUGUCUUGGGAAGGUUUUUGAAGUUAGGUGCAUGCACAUUCCUGUUUACGACCGCACACCAUUUGAAGGACUGGUUGAAUUCGUUGAAAACACGGUGAGAUUUGAGCAUGCUGCAUCUCCAAAUAAGCCAAUUUAUCUUGUUGGGGAUUCCUUUGGGGGAUGCCUGGCACUUGCUAUUGCAGCUCGUAACCCCAGUAUUGAUCUAGUGUUAAUAUUAUCAAAUCCAGCGACGUCAUUUGGAAGAUCACAAUUGCAGCCUUGGCUCCCUGUCUUGGAGUGGUUGCCUAACGAACUUCAUGUUACUGUCCCUUAUCUUCUCAGCUUCGUUAUGGGUGAUCCUGUGAAAAUGGGAAUGGCCAGUGUUGAAAGUGGGCUUUCUCCUUCAGAAACACUUGAUCAAUUGUCAAAACGCCUCUCUUCUAUGUUACCACGUCUUUCAGGUUUGGCAGAAAUUAUACCCAAGGAGACUCUUCUGUGGAAACUCAAGCUGCUUAAAUCCGCUGCCUUAUAUACUAACUCACGGCUCCAUGCUGUCAAAGCUGAAGUACUAGUGCUAGCGAGUGGCAAGGAUAACUUGUUGCCUAGUAAAGACGAAGCUGAACGGCUUUGGAAUACAUUACCAAAUUGCAAAGUUCGCUACUUCAAAGACAAUGGUCACACUCUGCUUUUGGAAGAUGGUCUCCGCUUGCUGACUGUUCUUAAAGGUACAAAUAUGUACCGGCGUUCAAGACGAUAUGACUAUGUAUCAGAUUACCUUCCACCUAGUAUCACGGAAUUCAGAGAAACAUUCGACCACGAAUUUCUCAACCUAGCUACUAGUCCAGUGGUGCUUUCAACUCUGAAAAAUGGAGAGAUAGUGAGAGGUCUUUCUGGGGUACCUGAUGAAGGUCCUGUUCUACUGGUCGGUUAUCACAUGUUAAUGGGAAUCGAAUUGGGCCCGAUUGUGGAGGCAUUCUUGAGGGAGAAGAAUGUUAUGAUUCGUGGCAUUGCACACCCAAUGAUUUUUUCGAAGAAGGUUGAAAGUUCAUUGCAAGAGGUCUCACGGAUGGAUGUAAUAAGAAUAUUUGGUGCACUUCCUGUCUCAGCAAUCAACUUCUAUAGGUUGUUUUCGUCAAAAUCAUUUGUUCUUCUAUAUCCUGGAGGUGCACGUGAGGCCCUUCAUCGAAAGGGCGAAGAGUAUAAGCUGUUUUGGCCAGAUCAGCCUGAAUUUGUAAGAAUGGCAGCUCGAUUUGGGGCCACAAUCGUACCGUUUGGAGCUGUUGGAGAAGAUGAUGUAGCAGAAUUGGUUUUUGAUUACAAUGAUCAAAUGAGCAUUCCCUUCAUGAGAGAUUGGAUAGCUGAUAUAAAUAAAGGUGUUACAAGAUUGAGGACUGAUAUGACUGGGGAGGUUGCAAAUCAGGACCUUUUCCUUCCUGGUCUUUUGCCAAAGAUACCUGGUCGAUUUUAUUAUUUAUUUGGGAAACCUAUUGAAACAAGGGGUAGGGUGGAGGCAUUGAAAGAUAGAGAAAAGGCAAAUGAAGUAUAUAUGCAGAUAAAGUCCGAGGUUGAAGGCAUAAUUUCCUACCUGAAAAGGAAGAGAGAGGAAGACCCCUACCGGGGUAUCUUACAAAGGACUAUUUACCAAGCUACAUGGGGUUCAACGGAUCAAGUUCCGACUUUUGAUCCAUGACAAGUUAGCUUCAAAGGUGCAAAUUCUUUGUUCUUUCUUGUAAAGAGCACUACCAUUGUUGUUGUGGAGAUCCUAGGGUCUGUUUGAUUGAAAUACAAUAAUAAGUCCUACAUGGCUUUUUGAAAAAAAUAAAAAUGCAAUGGCAUUGGGGUGUCAUUGGUUGAUGAUCACCCCAUUCUAGAA